This is a messenger RNA of Manihot esculenta (cassava), 1368 nucleotides long. Its product is annotated as protein-L-isoaspartate O-methyltransferase 1. Bases 76 to 1161 code for a protein of 361 amino acids. Gene Ontology annotation, cellular component: cytoplasm. Gene Ontology annotation, biological process: protein modification process. The record is from RefSeq and is a predicted model, not a curated record. The transcript is spliced from 5 exons. Lineage: Eukaryota; Viridiplantae; Streptophyta; Magnoliopsida; Malpighiales; Euphorbiaceae. Gene Ontology annotation, molecular function: protein-L-isoaspartate (D-aspartate) O-methyltransferase activity.
GGAAGCGGCGAGAAUGGGCUGACAGGUGUGAGAGCCAGAAAGAGAGUGAGAGAAUGAACCAGAAACCAAAAAGCUAUGCCAGUAUCUAUGCCUCUAUCCCCAGUAAUAGCGUUUGGUUGCCGCAACUGUGUGGCUCCUCUUAAGCGCCUCUUAACCUACUCCUCCCAUUCUCAUUAUCACCAUCGUCGCCGUCUUCUUCAUUUCCUCCGCACUGGCAGUCUGAAUUUCCCCUCUCACUUUUCUCCUCUAUCUUCUUUCCAUCAUCUCCCCGAAAAUCUCAACCGUUUCUUCACGGGUAAUAUACACUCACUCUUCUUCCCGAUGGAGGGAAAUUUAUGUCAAGUUGGGUGGAUGUACUACGUACUACUGGCCAUUGUUACUGGGGUUGAUUGCUUUGUAAGUGAUACCCAAACUCACACAAGCACGAGGACCUUUGACCUUCAAACUCAACCCUUGGCUGCCUGUGCUCUGGAGAGAUUCUUUGCUGGAAGUGGCAUCAACAAGAAUCAAGCAAUGGUGGCACAUUUGCAGCAUUAUGGAGUGAUCAGCUCAAAAAAGGUGGCUGAAGUAAUGGAAACUAUUGAUAGGGCUUUAUUUGUACCUGAUGGAUCUCCAGCUUAUGUUGACAGCCCCAUGGCAAUAGGUUACAAUGCCACUAUUUCUGCACCGCAUAUGCAUGCAACUUGCCUUCAGUUGUUGGAGGAGCAUUUAAAACCUGGGAUGCAUGCUUUAGAUGUUGGCUCAGGGACUGGGUAUUUAACUGCAUGCUUUGCUGUGAUGGUUGGACCACAAGGUCGUGCCGUUGGUGUGGAACAUAUUCCAGAGCUUGUCACAUCUUCAAUCAAGAAUAUUGAAAAAAGUGCAGCCGCUCCAUUACUGAAAGAAGGUUCUCUCUCGGUACAUGUUGGUGAUGGAAGACAAGGUUGGGCGGAGUUUGCACCUUAUGAUGCCAUACAUGUAGGUGCAGCAGCAGCAGAAAUCCCACCGGCACUUGUUGAGCAGUUGAAGCCUGGUGGCAGAAUGGUGAUUCCAGUUGGCAAUAUAUUCCAGGAUUUGAAAGUUAUCGACAAGAACGAGGAUGGUUCCAUUAGUGUCCGGAGCGAAACUUCUGUUCGUUAUGUUCCUCUAACGAGUCGAGAAGCCCAGCUACGGGGUUAUUGAGUUAUGGAUGUUAUCAUCAAGUCCAGAUAGAUGACUAUGGUUAUUUAUGCAUUUUGAUAUACACAAGUCUAUUGUACAGUUGUACAGGAUUGACGUUGCUGUUGCAUGUUUUGGUUUCUGUUCCUUUGUUGUGGGAGGCCUUUGCUUUGGCGGACUUGUAAAUAAUAAUAAUAAUAAUAAGUAAUUAUAAAAAAGUUCCUAUCAAAA